AACUCAAUAAACUGCGUCCAGUGCUAUCAGUUGUUGUUCUCCGUUGUUCCCUCUCUUUCUCACUUUCUUUCCUUCAAUAAUUUCUUCCCAUUUUCUUCUCUCUCUUUCUUUAAUUUUCUCAGAAUGUGUGGCAUCCUUGCUGUUCUUGGUUGCUCCGAUGACUCCCAAGCCAAGAGGGUUCGGGUUCUUGAGCUUUCUCGCAGAUUGAAGCACCGUGGACCUGAUUGGAGUGGGCUCCACCAAUAUGGUGACAACUAUUUGGCUCAUCAAAGGUUAGCCAUAGUUGAUCCUGCAUCUGGUGAUCAACCUCUUUACAAUGAAGACAAAUCCAUUGUUGUCACGGUGAAUGGAGAGAUUUACAAUCAUGAAGAGCUUAGAAAACAGCUUCCUAAUCACACUUUCAGAACCGAAUGUGACUGUGAUGUUAUUGCACACCUGUAUGAGGAGCAUGGAGAGGGUUUUGUGGACAUGCUUGAUGGAAUAUUUUCUUUUGUUCUGUUGGAUACUCGUGACAACAGUUUUCUUGUUGCAAGAGAUGCCAUUGGAGUCACAUCCUUGUACAUUGGUUGGGGUCUAGAUGGUUCUGUUUGGAUUGCGUCUGAACUGAAAGGAUUGAAUGAUGAUUGCGAACAUUUCGAGACUUUUCCACCGGGUCACUUGUAUUCAAGCAAAGAUAGAGAAUUUAGGAGAUGGUACAACCCUCCAUGGUUCUCUGAGGCUAUUCCAUCAGCACCUUAUGAUCCUCUAGCUUUGAGAAAUGCCUUUGAAAUGGCUGUCAUAAAAAGGUUGAUGACUGAUGUGCCUUUUGGUGUCCUGCUAUCCGGAGGGUUGGACUCUUCCCUAGUCGCCGCCAUCACGGCUCGCCACCUAGCCGGCACGAAAGCUGCCAAGCAGUGGGGAGCAAAACUACACUCAUUUUGUGUAGGCCUUAAGGGAGCACCAGAUCUAAGGGCUGCAAAAGAAGUUGCAGAUUAUCUAGGCACAGUUCAUCAUGAGUUUCACUUUACUGUCCAGGAUGGCAUAGAUGCUAUUGAAGAUGUUAUCUAUCACAUUGAGACUUAUGAUGUUACCACAAUCAGAGCAAGCACACCCAUGUUCCUUAUGUCGCGCAAGAUCAAAUCGCUAGGCGUCAAAUGGGUGAUCUCUGGAGAAGGAUCUGAUGAGAUCUUUGGAGGGUAUCUCUACUUUCACAAGGCACCAAACAAGGAGGAGUUCCACCAAGAAACGUGCCGCAAGAUUAAGGCACUUCACAAAUAUGAUUGCUUGAGGGCCAAUAAAUCAACAUAUGCUUGGGGUCUAGAAGCCAGAGUACCAUUUUUGGACAAGGAGUUUAUCAAUGUCGCGAUGAAUAUAGAUCCUGAGAACAAAAUGAUAAAACCGGAGGAAGGACGCAUCGAAAAAUGGGUUCUGAGGAAGGCCUUUGACGACGAAGAACACCCCUAUCUGCCAAAGCACAUUUUAUAUAGGCAGAAAGAACAAUUCAGUGAUGGAGUUGGCUAUAGUUGGAUUGAUGGCCUUAAAGCACAUGCUGCAAAACAUGUGACUGAUAAGAUGAUGCUCAAUGCUGCUAAUAUUUUCCCCCACAACACACCAAACACGAAAGAAGCAUAUUACUAUAGGAUGAUCUUUGAGAGGUUCUUCCCUCAGAACUCGGCUAGGCUCACAGUUCCCGGAGGAGCGAGUGUUGCGUGUAGCACAGCCAAAGCAGUGGAGUGGGAUGCUGCAUGGUCUAACAACCUUGAUCCUUCCGGAAGAGCCGCGCUUGGGGUUCACAAUUCGGCCUAUGAGAACCAAAUCAACUCAGCCAAAGCCGCCGUAGGACCAGAGAAGAUCAUACCUAAGAUGGAGAUUUCUCCACUUGGAGUUGCCAUUCAGAGCUAGUAGGAUCUAUAUGGCAAGGGGAUAUUUUGUUUCUUAAAUAACACCAAAGAUCCUAUGUGGUAGUGAACACAAAAUGAGAGUUUUGCAUUGCCUGCAAUGUAAUUUGUCCAAGCAGUUGCUAUAUAUACUGUUGUAUAAGGCUUUAGGCCAAGAGAUCCCAAGUGUUGUGCCAUCUAUAUAUCUUAUCCUUUUUGAACACUAUUAUAAUGUAUACUAUGUAUUAUUUUGAUGAAAAGAUUGUGUUUCUCUUAUUAGUUAA
This is a messenger RNA of Arachis duranensis, 2140 nucleotides long. RefSeq names its product asparagine synthetase [glutamine-hydrolyzing] 2. The record is from RefSeq and is a predicted model, not a curated record. Gene Ontology annotation, molecular function: asparagine synthase (glutamine-hydrolyzing) activity. The coding region runs from base 124 to 1881 and encodes 585 amino acids. Gene Ontology annotation, cellular component: cytosol. NCBI's taxonomy places the organism in Eukaryota, Viridiplantae, Streptophyta, Magnoliopsida, Fabales, Fabaceae. The transcript has 13 exons.